Molecule: messenger RNA, 5516 nt
Organism: Sphaeramia orbicularis (orbiculate cardinalfish)
Lineage: Eukaryota; Metazoa; Chordata; Actinopteri; Kurtiformes; Apogonidae
Exons: 7
Coding region: 60-3578 (1172 amino acids)
Biological process (GO): regulation of transcription by RNA polymerase II
Cellular component (GO): nucleus
Molecular function (GO): DNA binding; protein dimerization activity
Source: RefSeq, a predicted model, not a curated record
CAUGUGAAGAUGUAAGCUUACCAGCAAGUGGUAUGACCUCCCGACUGUGAAAGGCAGCAAUGCGCCGCGUAGCGUGUAGUCUGCCGGAAAGUACAAGAAGAAGAAGAAGAACAACAACAGCGUGUGGAGUCCGAGGCAAACAAGGCCACAUAAGCAUGGAUCUCGUAAGCAAACCAAGGAGUAAGUCCAUUGUAUGGAUGUAUUUUGGCCUCAAAGCGGACGAAAGGGGACAGCCUCUGAACUCGGGGGAGGCUAUCUGUCGCUUGUGCCGGAAGAUCGUCCUCGCAAAAGGUGGAAAUACGACGAACUUAAGAAGUCAUCUGAGGCGUCGACAUCGUGCGGAUUUUUUGGAGCCAGCUUCUUCUACGAACCCUGCAGCGUUAUGCGAAACCCCAGGUUUGGAUUCAAACCAUGAAGAACUUUUUGAGGAUUUUCCAUUUCUCCAGAAUACUUCAACCCAGAACUAUGUACCAGAUGCUGUUUUGCCACCUGGGGAACCGUGGCUCCAUGGCGGCCCCUCCAGGGCAGUGCUGUCCCUGCCAUCCUGUCUGUGCCUGUGUGACGAUUCCGGGACAGGACCUUCUGGUUCUUUGUCUGGCCAGGACCAAAUGGGAGAUAUGAAGGUGUACGCCAAGUGUCAUCUUCAGCAGGGCGUAAUGUUUGGGCCCUUUCUGGGAGAAGUUUGCAAAGGACAAAUGCCAAACAACCUCAAAUAUGCCUGGGUUAUAAGGGAUGACACAGCUUUCAUCUACAUUGAUGCGUCUAAUGUAAACAAGUCCAACUGGAUGAGGUAUGUAUCAUAUACCAACAGUGAGGAGGAACACAACCUGAUUGUGUUCCAGUUUUAUCGUCGCAUCUACUACAAAGUAUCUCAGCCAAUCUCAGAAGGAGCAGAGCUCAGGGUCUGGAUCGGCAGGGAUUAUGCUUCACUUCUGGGUCUUGGGAUUGGCGAGAGUGUGAAGUGUGAAGUUGGAGACAAGGACACCAUCCUGCGACCCUUGCAGGACAUCCAGUUGGUCACCCUCCCAGAGCCCAGCAGCUCCUCCCUUUGGUCAGAUCAUAGCCAAUCUCAGAGUCCCAUGCCAUUCAUCAGUGAUGUGAUGACCAUGUCAAUCCCUGAUGCUACUACUGAUUCAGGUUCUGCUGUCCCCUCCUCUGCCCUCAUCUCCUCCCCGUCUCCCAGCUUACAUCAGUUCGAUAAGUAUGAUUUUUUGCCUGGAACUGAAAAACUGCUAAGUAACCCAAAUGCCACAGAGAACAGUCCAUGGUACUUCUUUGGGUUUGAACCAGACCCAUCUGGACGGCUGCUGGACAGGAGCACUGUGGUGUGUAAACUGUGUGGGGAGCGAGUGGGCUGUGGGGGGGGGGCAGCUGACCUCCAAAACCACCUGACCACCAAGCACCAUAUUCGACCACGAGAGACCAAGGAUCGGACAAUAGGUCAACGCCCACUUCUGCCAAUGGUUAACAGUGGCCUGGUCGGUACACUCCCUCUGGUUCUGUCUGCUCAAGUGGCUGAUGCCAUCAUCAACUUCCUCAUCAUGGAUCUUCAACCCUCAACUCUGGUGCAGGGGGCAGGCUUCAAACAGUUAAUCCACAACUUGAUGCCCACCAAGAAGGAGCUUCCUUCACAGUUCCACCUUGAUAGCCUACUGAAAGAGCACCACAUAAAAGGCAAGAUGAGUCUGGCACAGCUGCUUAGGAGAAAAACAGAAAGCAAGGAAUAUGAAGAUGUAUCGGACUACAUGGCUCCCAUUGAGUUUGAACCAGCUAGACGUGGACGACCUCACAGUCAUCAGAGGGAGGUUCCUCACUUUGUAACCCUAAGUGUAGAUGUAUGGUUUCACACCUGGCAGGGAAACACUCAGAGGUACCUCACCCUGUGGGCACAUUACGUAGACCUCAACUUUCAUUGUCAGAAUCUGGCCCUGGCAACCCAAAGACUCACAGACUAUGAAGAUCACAACUUUCAAGCUGUGGAAGACCAAGUCAAAGCUAUGGCUAAGGAAUGGGGCAUAUCCCAACCCAGUCUGGUCCUCCUGGGAGGAGAAGAAUGGAACAAAAUGAGACGGGGACCAAGGAAGUGUGAAAAAGCUGGAGAGGCUGCAGGGAGCAAUUCUCACCCAAACUCAACAACAUUUUUGGAGAGGGAUGAUUCUGCAUCACCUGAGGAACCACAUGGUCUGGACCAAAGCCAUUCUAGUGAUGGACUAGUAUCUAUCCCAUGUUUCAUCAAUGCAGUACAGGGCUGCAUUGAAGAAGUGAUGUCACAUCCUGUCAUUUCCGAGACCCUCAAAGAAUUCCAUGGUAUUCUUUCAACUCUGUUCUUAUUGCCUGCUCAGAACAGAGGCUUCUGUCAGAACCAAGCCCAGCGCUUGUUGCAGACUAUGACCAAACAGGAGCAGCUAGAGUUGAAGUCCUGGGUCCAUAGUGAACCCACCUGGAAUCAACUGUACCCUCUACUGAGCACACUCAUCAGGCAUAAAAGCCUUGUCUGUGAUGUAAUAAAAGACCUGAAAGAAGAAAUGGCUUCGGAGUCCAGUUCUCAUGAAAAUUCCACCUCCAGCACAUCUUCAGGAAGCAGCUCAACCCUUCGUUCUGAAUGGAAGGUGCUUGAAGAGCUGAGUUUAGUCCUCAAACCUCUUGAUGUGGCGUGUCGGACUCUUGCCAAAGAAGCCUUUCCCCGUUUGUCCCUCAUCAAACCAAUUCUCACAGGCCUGCUCUCCCGCCACCUCAUAUCCCGGCCGGGGGACUCAUCAUCCAUUCUGAAGGACGUGAAAAGGAUGAUGAGGCAACAUUUAGCCAGCUGCUACGACAACCCUGUUGUCAACAGAGCUCUAUGUGUGGCCUGUUCCCUCGACCCUCAGUUCCAUGGGCUGGGAUUCAUGGAGAAAAAAGAACAGGCAACCACUUUUGAUUGGCUGAAAAAAGAGGCAGUCAGGAUCGUGAAGGAGGAUAGAAGGAGGAGCCACAACAAGAAGUCUUAUCCGAUCAAGAGAAGCCUCUCACCUGGGUCACCUGAGUCAGAGAGUGAGUUUUUACGACGGAGCAAAAGGCUCAGAGAUUCCCAACAAAUCAACUUCAGAGAGGUUGAUGCGUCCGAAGAUGAAGAAAGUGAUGCUGGUGAUGCUGAUGACAGUGAAACAGCAGAGCCAGGCUCUCAGGGUGGACUCUCUGGUAUGGAGUUCCUGUUGGGAGACCUUUUCUGCUCUGCCCCCAAGAGCAAACAAAGCUCUGUAGAGGAGUCUGUGGACAUGGAAAUGUCUUUUUUCAGGGCUGAGAAGGGGGCUUCACUUGGAGUGGAGCCCCUGCAGUGGUGGAUGACCAAAGCAUCACAGUUCCCACUGUUAGCCACAGUGGCGCGAGCCUACCUAGCUGCCCCAGCAGUGGCAGGUAAUGCUGUCCAUGACUUUUUGCUGGAGGGAACAGGAGCCUUGUACAGGAAAAGGGCCAACAUUCCACCAGAAAAUUUAGAUGCAAUUCUGUUUUUGCACCACAACCACAUGACCAGCAUAGAGAGUGGACAAACAGUAGUAAGGUUUGAUGAUAAAAGGAUUGAGAAGUUUCCAUUACCAUAGACAUUCUUUGACCCAUACCUAAAUUUAAAUCUAAACCUCUUUUAAACUGUAAACAAACCUAAAUCAACAUGAUGAGGAAGAGCACAAAGUCAAAAUAUCCAAGUACACAGACACCCUACAUUAGGAGUCCAUUUAGAUUUCUGGUUUCACUGGCCCAGUGAAUGGGGUUUUGAUUUAUACAAGUCGAGCCAAGUGAACUAACAUUUGUCAUUAUAAGGAGCUCUACCCAAUUUACUUCUGAGCCAACGCUGGCAACAUGACUGUUAUCAAACUCACAGCAAAUGUUGUAACUUGAGAUAAAAUGGCUAUAUAGACCAAGGACUGUAAUGUUUUUAUGUACUGACAAAUUAAAUUUUCCUAUACUGAAUAAAUAAAAAUAUUCUUCUCUAGGCCACAAUGAAUUCAUUUUCCCCUUCUUUGUUGGUACUUUAGAUAGCCAGUUUUACACACAUUACUGCCUCUUCAACCUUGAAUGUGUUUCCUUGCACGAAAAGUAAAAUUUGCAGUGCAUUGUGGAUGAUAUACAACAAAGUACCCAGUUAACAUCACUGUCAACUCACUUCUCCAGCCCAAGAUGGCAGUGAUAACAAUAAUUGCUAGUGUCGACGAGAUGCCAGUGUCGUGAAUUAGUUGUGAAGAACACUCAAACUGCACUAUUAAGAUGACAUUGUUUUGAAUUUGAAGCUGAUGAAAGCUCACCUAAAAAAAGUACAACCCCAAUUCCAAAGAGUUUGGAUGAGCUCAUAAAGUAGAUCAUAUAGAUCAUUUUUUCCUCAAUGCAUACUUAUAACAAAUACAGCAUAUAUUGUUUAUAUAACAAGGGUGUGUUAAAAACAUGGAAAAUGUUCUUCAUGAUCGUAUCUUGUAAAACUUUCAUGGUGGCUUUGCAUUAACAUUUCUAAUCCAUAAAGAGAGAAGAAAAGUCCAAAAACUGAAUGACAUAAAUUUAAGGAAUCUACAUCACAAAUGUAGUGAUCAACGGGAAAGAACCUGGAGAGAUCACAACUUCAUAUUGCACGAAAAAUGUAGUGAAAAAUAGUGCCUGGACUGUUAAUCUACUCUGAAACCUGGAAUGAACUAGCUUGAAACAUUCCUUAUUUUAAAAAUCAGAUCAAUGCAGAUAAGGUUUACAGAAAAUGUAAUCGCCUCUGUAAAUAGUACAAUGACAAUAUCACGUUUAAAGAUCUGCUGUGACACGUAUGUAUUUGUAAACUAGUUAAAGUAUUCUUUGUAUGUGUUAAAGUAUGUUUGUGUGCAGGGGAAAAGAAAUCCAAUGACAUACAAAAACUGUCAUCGCAGUUGUCAUUGUAAAUACUCCCCAUAGUCGGGCCUUUACCACUUGAAAGAUAAAAAUUGUACACCAAAAUGUAUAUAUAAAUAUUUCUCAAAAGCUUUUUAAAUAGUUUAGAGCCACAAGAUUCUUCAUUGUGGGUGUCAUGUGUCUAAUUUGUGUGAACAGAUGGUUUCCAGACUAAAAGAUUUGGAGCAUGAAGUUUCUAGAUCUCACACUCAAAUUAUCUUUGCAUGUCUGGUUUUGAUUGUGGAAUGAACAAAGAGUAAAGAAAGGAAAGGAGAAAACAGCAAAGAAACAAAUGUAGACAAAGAAGAUGCAGAACAAGGAGUGAAAAUGUAGAAUGCAGACCAAUUAACUAACACAAACUCCAUCAUCAUUACACAUCCUUAACCCCUCCACCUACCCGACCCCUACCUCCACCCCUUAAUCUUUACUCCAAAUCCCUAUCCCCAUACACUUAUCUUAAGCCCUCAGCCCCUCAGCAUCACCUCCUUAACUCCCCUAAACCUCUCACUCUUUGUACAGUAAACUCAAUAAAUCCAUCAAGCCAAUACCAUUUACCAUUUGCUCAUUUUUCUUUCUUACACAGUUCAAACUGUCAAUAUACACUGUAAAUGUUGUAAAUAAAAACAUGUUCAAAGUCA